Arabidopsis lyrata subsp. lyrata is the source of this 2406-nucleotide messenger RNA. Its product is annotated as DNA cross-link repair protein SNM1. Gene Ontology annotation, molecular function: 5'-3' DNA exonuclease activity; damaged DNA binding. NCBI's taxonomy places the organism in Eukaryota, Viridiplantae, Streptophyta, Magnoliopsida, Brassicales, Brassicaceae. The coding region runs from base 300 to 1751 and encodes 483 amino acids. The transcript has 10 exons. The record is from RefSeq and is a predicted model, not a curated record. Gene Ontology annotation, biological process: double-strand break repair via nonhomologous end joining; protection from non-homologous end joining at telomere; interstrand cross-link repair.
UUGAUUUUUCGUAAGGAAGACCCAAUCGCCGAUAAAGCUUCAAGACGACGGUGACGGGAGACGACGACGAUGGCGAUUUUGGAUGAUAAAAAUGACGUAGUGGUUGGGCCCUUUUGUGUUGUUAAAUCUGUCUUCUUGCUGCUCCUCACGUUUUGUUUUGGGCUUUUUACCAUUUUUACUCUCUUCUCUAUUCUCUCUCUCGUUGAGAGACACUCAAUGGCCAAAUAGCAACCUUUGGUGGGCGGGUAAAAGUUGACUCUUUUGACCUUUCAUUUUCAUUGAAUCUCUCUGGAGAAAAAAUGGAUUUUUCUGAUGAAGAAGACGAAGACUGGUUUGGUUCUCGUUUCAACGACGGUGUUAAUGAAGAAGAAGAAGAGGGUUUUGUGUUUUACGACGAUGUUGGAGAAAAUGAAGAAGAGGAGGGUUUUGCGUCUGAUUUCUAUAAGGCUGGUUCUGAUUGGUCUUGUUUGGUGGAAGAUGAAGAGACUGUUUGUUCUUCUGAGAAGAAUAAGAAGAUGAAACAAGCGAACUUGUUUCAGAUUUGGGGUUUACAGGAGAAUUCUCCUGAUACAACGAAGAAGAUGAAACAAACUGAUUUGUUUCAGAGUUGGGGUUUGCAAAAGCCUUCUCCCUUCACUUCCCCUGCUUCGAAUUCGUCGAAAAAGACGACGAGUGCUCUUGGAAAGAGACGUAGAGACUCUUCGUUUGGCAAUGACUCACCACGACCAUGUCCUUUUUACAAGAAACUUCCAGGAACACCGUUUACUGUGGAUGCUUUUCGUUAUGGUUGUGUUCAAGGAUGUUCUGCUUAUUUCCUUACUCAUUUUCACGCUGAUCAUUACAUUGGUCUCACUAAAGCUUGGUCUCAUGGUCCUAUUUACUGCUCCUCUCUCACUAGUCGUCUUCUUAGACUUAGUCUCUCUGUCGAUCCCUCGUUUAUUCAUCCAUUGGAGCUAGAUGUUGAAUACACUAUUAAUGGGAUUAAAGUCACUUUAAUUGAAGCUAAUCAUUGCCCUGGUGCUGCUCUUAUUCACUUUCGGCUCUUAGAUGGAACGUGUUAUCUGCAUACUGGAGAUUUCAGGGCUUCUAAAAAGAUGCAAACGCAUCCUCUCCUCUUUAACCAACGAGUUCAUGUUCUGUAUUUGGAUACAACAUAUUGCAAUCCGAGAUACAAAUUCCCCUCUAAAGAAGAUGUGUUAAGUUAUGUUGUGAGAAUCACAAAGGAUUUCCUCAGGAAGCAACCGAAGACUCUGAUUGUGGUUGGUUCUUAUAGCAUCGGAAAAGAAUGUGUUUAUCUUGCUAUUGCCAAAGCUCUUGGGGUUAAGAUAUUUGCAAAUGCUUCAAGAAGACGGAUACUGCAAUCUUUUGGUUGGGAUGAUAUUUCGAAGAAUCUUUCUACAGAUGGGAAAGCAACAUGUCUUCACGUUCUGCCUAUGUCAUCACUGAAAGUUGAAAGACUCGACGAACACUUGAAAGUUUAUAGAGAACAGUAUGGAGCAGUUUUGGCAUUUAGGCCCACAGGUUGGACUUACUCCGAGAAGAUAGGUGAACACCUUGAUCUGAUAAAACCAACUUGUAAGGGGAAAAUCACCAUUUAUGGGGUUCCAUAUAGUGAGCAUUCAAGCUUCACAGAACUUCGUGAGUUUGUUCAAUUUUUAAGGCCAGAUAAGAUUAUUCCUACGGUGAACAAUGCAAAUGCUGGAACUCGUGAGAAAAUGCAAUCAUGUUUCAGAGAAUGGCUCAGACGCUGAGAUUCAACUCUAGUUUCUGAAUCCCAAUAUGUUGAUCAUUGAAGCUUUUAAGGGAGGCUUGGUGCUUCUGUAAGAUUUUGAUAUUGCAGUUGGUGAAUACAGUAGAACUGAAGCACUUGAAGGAUUCAUAAUAUUCUUUGAUCCAGAGGUUUUAUUCUUCUCUUAUACUAAUCAAGUAUAUCUUCAAGUGGCUAAUUCGAUUAGUUAUGAGGGUUGGGAAAGAGAAGAGUUCAAAGAGUAGACAAUGCAAAGAGAGAAUAAGGUAACCAAAUCAGAUACAAGAAGAGGGAGAUUCAGAAUCUGAAGAUAAAGGAUUGCCAUUAACUUCAUUGCAAAACUUGAAUAGAGAACUCCGAAGAUGGUUUCUAUUGUAGUCAUAUUCAAAGCAAUUAGCUUCAUCUUACUUAUCUCAGAAAGUUGCAAACGCCAUAGCCGAUAAGGCAAUUUCCUUCCCCUAUUUAUGAGGUUAUUCUUGAGAAGGAUAAACAUUGAACUUUGUACAGCUGAGAUAAGCAGAGAUGGGGUUGUUUGGAUUCAGGGGAUCCUUUAGCUUCCUACAAAACGUGAAUGCAGUUAGUUUUUUUUUGUGUAUUGUUUACUAACAAACAUUAACUCUCAGCACUUUAAUGGAUUCAAUUACAGUUACUAUUAGUCA